Molecule: messenger RNA, 3112 nt
Organism: Neogale vison (American mink)
Lineage: Eukaryota; Metazoa; Chordata; Mammalia; Carnivora; Mustelidae
Gene: ST6GALNAC3
Product: ST6 N-acetylgalactosaminide alpha-2,6-sialyltransferase 3
Exons: 5
Coding region: 98-1015 (305 amino acids)
Biological process (GO): oligosaccharide metabolic process; ganglioside biosynthetic process
Molecular function (GO): alpha-N-acetylgalactosaminide alpha-2,6-sialyltransferase activity
Source: RefSeq, a predicted model, not a curated record
GCGGUCCUGCCGCGGUACCAGCCUCCAGCCUGUCGCCCGGACUGCCCCUGACCCAGGCGCGCCCGCUGCUCGGUGGCAGAAGGGCCGGCGGAGCGCCAUGGCCUGCAUCCUGAAGAGAAAGUCUGUGAUCGCAGUGAGCUUCAUAGCAGCGUUCCUCUUCCUGCUGGUUGUGCGCCUGGUAAAUGAAGUGAAUUUCCCACUGCUGCUAAACUGCUUCAGGCAGCCUGGCACAAAAUGGAUCCCAUUCUCCUACACAUAUAUGCGGCCCCUUCGAACUCACUAUGGAUACAUAAAUGUGAGGACACAAGAGCCUUUGCAACUGGACUGUGACCUUUGCGCCAUAGUGUCAAACUCAGGUCAGAUGGUUGGCCAGAAGGUGGGGAACGAGAUAGAUCAGUCAUCCUGCAUCUGGAGAAUGAACAACGCCCCCACCAAGGGCUAUGAAGAAGAUGUGGGCCGCAUGACAAUGAUUCGGGUUGUGUCCCAUACCAGCGUUCCUCUUUUGCUAAAAAACCCUGAUUAUUUUUUCAAGGAAGCGAAUGCUACUAUUUAUGUUAUCUGGGGCCCUUUCCGCAAUAUGAGGAAAGACGGCAAUGGCAUCGUCUACAACAUGCUGAAAAAGACUGUUGACAUCUACCCGAAUGCCCAAAUUUACGUGACCACUGAGAAGCGCAUGAGUUACUGCGAUGGCAUUUUUAAGAAGGAGACUGGGAAAGACCGAGUCCAGUCUGGCUCUUAUCUCAGCACGGGAUGGUUUACCUUCAUUCUGGCCAUGGAUGCCUGUUAUGGCAUUCACGUCUACGGGAUGAUAAAUGACACCUACUGCAAGACAGAAGGAUAUAGAAAAGUCCCUUAUCAUUACUAUGAACAAGGAAGAGAUGAGUGUGAUGAAUAUUUUCUUCAUGAACAUGCUCCAUAUGGGGGGCAUAGGUUUAUCACUGAAAAGAAAGUGUUUGCUAAAUGGGCCAAGAAUCACAGGAUAAUAUUCACACACCCAAACUGGACAGUGUCUUGAUGUUAGUUCUUUCUGAUCUUGCCACAACACUUGACGUGAUCAUAAUACCACAACUGUGAUGCUGACGAUGCUGAUGAUGGUGAUGGGAAAGACAACGGUGAUGAUCAAGUUUCUGUACAUUCUCCGAAAAGGAUGGUGACUCUGCCAGUAAUUUGAACUUGGGAUUUCAUGGAGGGUGGAUGUGCUCUUCACAUUCUUUCUGAAGGUUCAACAUUACAUACUGCACUUUAUAAUUUAACUGGAAUUGAAAUGAAGGCCAGUAACAAGACAGCAGUGACCUAAGAAAUGGGAAGAUUAUCCUUCAGGAUAGCUGCUCAGAAUUCUUCAACAGUGACUACCUUUCAAAAGCCAUGGGAUUUGAGGCAAGGUUGACUCUCCAGUCUCUUGAACUUGAGCAGCUCUACCAUCUUGUUGAUUGCCAAACACUGAUCCAAAAAAUGCUAUCUGGGCACAAGUACUGUACCACAGUUACUUGUUAGCCCACAGGCAGGGAAGGAAUCUCUUCCUGACAGAACAUGGUCCUAGAGUACCUCCCUCAGCUAAAGCCUCAGGCCAUUUCCUAAUGAACAAAGAAGAUGCCAUGGACACCCUACUCAUCAGGAUCCUUCAAGAGUUCAAACACUUAAUUCAAAAAUGGGCCAACUAGCAAAUCUUGAUGAAUUUUCAGUCUCACCACUCCAUUCUCACUACCCCAAACAAUAUAACUAAACAUGCACUAGAGUGAUCUCUAUUAUUGCUUAGUUAUUUUUGGUUGAGUCCUAAAUAUUUCAGAAAGCUAUUUAACAUAUAAGAUACCAACACUGUAAUAACAUAUACUGUGAAAGCAUUCUUAAAACAUAACCAAAAGGGUUUGGUUCUCUGCUUCAACAUCCAACAACACAAAAAUACAUGCUUUUUAAAAUUAUGAAACAAGGAAAGCAAAGCAUAUUUUUACAUCAAUUUGUAUCCUACCAUACUUCAUAAUAUAUAUUUAUAUAUUCAAAAUUCUACUUUAUUGGCUCAGACGCAUCUCUCCAUCCAUUACAUUAUCGUUGCCAAGUGCCAACUGUUAGACAUGGAGAGGAAAUGAUUCCUGGUAUUAAAUCUGACCAGAGCUUUUGCCUUCUUGGGGUUUAUUAACCCCACAGUGUUAUCAGUUGUUAUACCAUAAUAACAACACUAAUAACGACCUUAAUGUCCAAAGUGCUUUGUAAUUUAAAGUCCUUAUACAUAUGCUGUCCUAUGUGAUGCCACCCCCCUGGGCUGUUCCCUGCACAUUCUGACAUCUCCUUAGCAGAUGAUCUGUAAUUUGUUCAUUGCUUUGAUAUAUUCCAGAUCUUUGCCUCUGCUAAUAUUUGUAUAGAAUAGCAUUUAUGUAGACUAGUAACCAAUUGAUUCCAGUGCCAAAUACAAUAUAUUAUAUGAGGAUUAUGCAGAAAAUAUCACAAGGAUGGUCCUGGCCAUAGACUAGGACUCCUGUGAGCAUAACUACUUUAGAUUUUUUUUUCAUCUUAGAAUGACUCUUUUUAGGUAGAGAAAAACUAAUGAAGCAGGGGCAACAGGAGGAAAUUAACGCAGAGAAAUAUAGUUUCCUGUCCCCAUCUUGAGAUGACAUUGUUCUCCAUACACUCAUUGCUCAUUAGAUACGAGAGGGUUGAUUUGCUGACAGAAACUGAGAGACCAAAAAUAUCCUUGCAAAUGAUUCAAAAGACACAGCCGAGCUUAACUGACAAAAUGAUUUGAAGAAUGAAAGUGAUGAUGCAUUUCAUGUCGGCAGCUCUCUGCAGGUCCUUACCAGUGCUGGGUCCCAUGAUAAGUUCUCAAAUGGGGCCAUCCUGGGCAAAAGUCUCUUUGCUGCUCUCUGCCCCCGUUUGGAUAACACCAAUACCAGAGCCAAGAAAAUGGCCAAAGGCCAUUUCCAUCCAUACUUCUGAUGUUUCCUUGUGUGCUUUUCAGUUGUAUGUAUGUCAGGUUUUGUUGAGUGAGUGCCUGAUAGAAAUGCCCACUCAAGAAAAAUAAACAGAUGCAAAUGUUAAAAUUGUCAUACAAAUGGUUUUCCCCCCUGUUGUGAUACUGAAGUUCCACUUUUAAAUAAAAAGAAACACUUGCAUAUCAGAA